AUGUUUUAUAAAGUAAAAAAUUCUGAAGUUGAAGGAUAACAUUAAUUAGCAGAGAUUGUCCCAGUAAUAAUAAGUAAAUUUCGAUUGCUCAUAGCUGUAAAACAAUGCUUACCUAUUAGAUUCUUUUGUCCUUAUUGUCAUGCUUCGCAUUUGCUUUAAUUUUAUAAUGGAAUCAACGACUUUACCAAUAUUUUCUAUUCAUCAAAACAACCGAAUACGAUUGUACACAUUACCUUGUAUCAAAUUCAACUAAUGAAAAAAUGGUUUGUAAGAAAAUUCGUAUAAACAACAAUUCCUAUUUUACAUAUAGGUAAAGGUUAUUUAAUUUUUAAACAGAUUUCUUAAAUAUAAGUUGAAGGACAAUUUCUUCUAACCAGUGAAUUACAUUGAGUCAAGUGUGUCUCUUGAUGAGAAGUCCAAAAAUUUAGAUGUAUUGUUGAAUACACAAGCAUCUAGAGAGAUCAGACAGAUCAUUUAUGGGAACAGUUAACUGCAAAUACCCAUAAAAUCGAUAUUCACUUAUCUAUUUUAGGAAUUAACUAGUCCAUUCUACAUCUUAUAAUACUUUUCAGUAUUGUUGUGGAUAGCAGAAGGUAUAAUUAUCGAUCUACUUAGGAUUUAUCAUAUUUGCAAUUGUCCUGCUAUCCUUUUCUUUUUUGGCUUGCAUAAUCAACUAUUACCUUAUGAGAAGGUCGAGAAUCUAGUUGUAAUAAUUGGCAACAAUCCAAUAGUCAGUGACUUUGAAGGACAAUUCAAUAAUACAGGGGAGUGAUUUAGUGGUAGGAGAUUUAUUCUAUGUCCAUGACAACCAAUAGCUAAAUUGUGAUUCCAUAUUAAUCUCUGGAGAUGUGAUGGUAAAUGAGGCAACUCUAACUGGCGAAUCCAUUCCUGUUCCAAAAUAAUCAAUUAAGGAAUUAACAAAUGAGAUUUCAUAGAAUACUCUAUUUGAAGGUACCAAAGUCAUUUAAGUGUCUCAAUAUCAAUAGAAUAUUGCUUUGGUAAUAAGGACAGGCUAUAGUUCAGUGAGAGGGUAGUACUUUAGGAAUGUAAUAUUUCCACCUCCUCCUUCCAGAUAAUUCUACCUCUAAGCCUGUAAAUUUUUGUUGAUUCUUGGUCUCAUUAUUCUAACCAUCUUCACAUUGCUCUAUCUUACACAAUAUCAAUAUAUGAAUUAUUCAUCGAAAUUGAUAAUAAUUAGGUAAAAUAACCCUUUUCUAUUUAAGAUAUUUAGAUGUAGUUACUUGGAUUGUCCCACCGGCAUUGCCAAUUUUCUUCUCUUUAGCACAAGCAAUAUCUUUAUUAAGGUUGAAAUCAGAGGAUAUUAUGGGAUCUAAUCCUAUAAAGGCUGAAGAAGCAGGUAAGAUUGACACAAUUUGUUUUGACAAAACUGGCACUCUGUCUACUUUGGGGUUGCAAGCACAUGAUUAUUAUCCACAAAAUGAUGAAAACUUAGACAUUAUGGCUUGUUGUCAUCAUUUAGCAAUUGUGAAAAACGAACUAGUAGGAGAUCCAUUGGAAUUAGAAAUGUUUAAGAAGACAAAUUGGAACAUUAGUUUUGAUGAUCAAAAGUAUUUUCAGGUGACAAAUUCCCUAAAAACAUUUAAAAUUAUACGUAUUUUUGAGUUCAGUUCUCAUCUUUAAAUGAUGAGUGUUGUGGCUCAUAAUAUAAAUGACAACACCUACACUUUAUUUAUUAAAGGAUCACCUGAAAAAUUGAUUUAAAUGUCAGUUAAUUAAUUGAAUAAUACCAUCCAGGAACAAUUGUAGAUUAAGACUUUUAAUGGACUUAGAGUCAUUGGAUUAGGUUAUAAGGGAUUGCUUCCUGAUUAGAUUAAUUUGGAUAGAAAUGUUCUAGAGAGUUAAAUCAAUUUUUCAGGAAUCUUUACCUUAGAGAACAGUUUGAAGAAAGAUACAAGUCAUGUGAUAGAAGAAUUGCUGGAUUCUAAUUUAGAUAUCAGAGUCAUAUCUGGAGACAAUGCUUUAACUACAACUCAUUGUGCAUUUGAAUCUAAAAUAAUAGAGAAUAAAGCCAAUACUCUAAUUAUAGAUUAUGAUCAAUCGACUGAUUCCUUAUUGAUUCAAGAUUUAAGAUAGUAAAUCCCCUCCUCUAGUCGAUCCUCAUGCGAUGGCAAACCAGGAUCGCAGUAUAAUUUCAUCUUGACAUAAUUAGAUACAAUUUAUAAUAAUGAUUGCAAUUAUGCCAUCACAGGUAAUUUGUGGAGUGUUCUGAUGCAAAACAAAGUGAAUGAGGUCUCAAUCAAUUAAUCAAGUGACAUAUAAUAGUAUAACCAAUUAAAGUAGAUUGACGAGAUUGAUCAAAAGUCUAUUGAGUGUUUGAAUAAGGUGAUCAGAAAAACUAAGAUAUUUUCUAGAAUGAAACCACAUCAAAAGAAAGAGAUCGUUUAAUAUUUAUAGACUCAACUGAAUAAGUAUGUUAUGAUGGUGGGAGAUGGAGCAAACGAUUGUGUAAAUAUAAUCAUUUCAUUAUUAGUCAGCCAUAGCAGAGUCACUUGUGGGUGUGUCCUUCAGUUCCUCUGAUGCCUCAUAUACAUCUCCUUUCAGCAAUAGGUCUGACUCCAUUAAGUGUGUCAUCUCUAUUCUACUCUAAGGAAGAGCAACCAAGAGGAUCAUCAUUGAACUAUUCCAAUACUUAGUACUCAUCAGUGUCUUAAAAUUUGCUGGAACUGCUCUCCUGUAAUUUCAAGGUAUGAAUUUUGGGGAUUUCCAAUAUAUCUUCAUGAAUUACAUGUCAAGCGUUCCUGUCCUAAUUCUAAUGACCCUGUCAUCUAAAUCUGAUAAAUUGACUCCAUCAAAACCUAAUGAUGAUGUAUUUGCCAUUCCAAACCAAUUACAAUUUUACAACAUCUUCAUCUUUACAUCCUUAGGGUGUAUCAUUUUAUCCGCAAUUGUGAUGCAACACUCUGAACAACCAUCUAUACCUUCUCCUAUUGAAACUUACAUUAGAGAAGGCCCACUGAAUUCAGUAAUGAUGCUAGCCAAUCAGUACUACAAUAUGCUCAUUUGCAUUAUUUUAUAUCAAUCUCAUCCUUUUAAAAGUAAUAUGUCAUAUCUAAUAUAAGAUAAAUUCUAUUAAAAUUAUCCUUUGACCAUUUGGAUACUUGGAUGUUUAAUUAUAGCAGUUGUCACCAACUUUAGUAAUUCCUCUAGAGGAUGGCUUUCUAUUGUUAAUAUCAAUGAUGAAAUGUAACACCUUUAUUACUAUUCAAGUUUCGAUCACAGCGAUCUUAUUGCAUUUUCUGUCAUUAUUUGUACAAGCAUUUUAUGUUAAAUAUGUUAAAUCACAAUGUAAAAAGUAUUUCCAACUAUUAAACCUAUUCAAAAAUGA
Paramecium octaurelia is the source of this 3346-nucleotide messenger RNA. The record is from the annotation of a GenBank genome assembly. NCBI's taxonomy places the organism in Eukaryota, Ciliophora, Oligohymenophorea, Peniculida, Parameciidae.